UUGUGUGGGUUUAUUUUGCAGGUUGCAUGGAUAAUCUAAAGUUCAUAACGAACACAGUUACUGUUGGACAAAAUGCGACCCUGACGUGUCCUCGUCAGAAAUCUCAGCACCAAGAAAUCUACCACUGGAUCAGACUUGUUUCUGGAAACUGGCCUGAAUAUCUGGGAGGAACAUUUAACUUUGAUUAUGAUGGUGUUACAGAGAUAACUCACAUUACAGCAAAGCAAGAAAAUGAAGCAUUUGUUCUCCAUAUUAAUGGAGCUAAGAUCAAUGAUGCUGGUCUUUAUUACUGUAUUAAAGUAAAACGACUUAAUCUGACCUUUAUUAUAGGAACAUUUCUUCAAAUUAAGGGACCAGAACCAGAUAUCACUGCUGUCAUUCAGGAGCCUCCAUCUGAGCCGCUAAAUCCAGGAGACCCAGUCAAUCUGCAGUGUUCAGUCUUUAAGACCGAGAAGAAAACUUGUCUAGCAGAUCACAGUGUGUUCUGGUUUAAAGCCGGAUCAGAUGAUCGUCAUCCCAGUUUUCUUUAUCUUCAUGGUAACAGUGGUGAUAAAUGUGAGAGGACUCCUGAAACUAACCCCACACAGAAAUGUGUCUACAGCUUCUCCAGUGAAGUUACCUCCUCUGAUGCUGGGACGUUUUACUGUGCUGUGGCCACAUGUGGAGAGAUUUUAAUUGGAAAUGGAACUACUUUACUAGCAUCCAGCCUGUGGGAUUUGAAGGUGUCCAACACAGUUAUUUUGCUGUUAGGUGCUGCUCUGACUGUGAGCCUCGUUGUUAUAUCUGUCCUAGUUUAUAAAAUCAAGAAGGCAACUUGUGGGUGUUGGAAAGAUGCUGUUAUGAACUGCGACAAUCAGCAAAUUCAACAGAGGACUGAGGUCUCUUUGACGUAUGCUGCACCUACUUUCACACAGAAAAAAGCUGGCAGAGCUGAGAGAAAGAACAUGAAAACAUCACAGAAGGAGACAGUCUACUCUGAUAUCAGAGUUCUGGGAUAGAUUAACAAUGCUUUUAAUUGGAUAAUGGUAGUUUUUUUUUUAUAGACUGUAUAAUGUGUGCUUGGGCAGCAUUGAGGCUUUUCUUUCACCUCUUUUAUUAGUGCAGAUUCAUUGCUGAUCAUUAAAGCUACUUUACAUAUUUUUGUAUGCUUUCCAUUUUGACUGAAGUUGAUUUUUCUUUUAUUUAGUCUCUUGAGAGCAGUGUUAGGCACCUUACUUCAAAAAAGUAAUAAUUAUAGUUACUAGUAACUUCUUGCAAAAAGUAACGCCAUUAGUA
Messenger RNA from Melanotaenia boesemani (Boeseman's rainbowfish), 1275 nucleotides. RefSeq lists its product as uncharacterized. Bases 27 to 998 code for a protein of 323 amino acids. The transcript has 5 exons. The record is from RefSeq and is a predicted model, not a curated record. Gene Ontology annotation, biological process: response to bacterium. Lineage: Eukaryota; Metazoa; Chordata; Actinopteri; Atheriniformes; Melanotaeniidae.